Molecule: messenger RNA, 270 nt
Organism: Orbilia oligospora ATCC 24927
Lineage: Eukaryota; Fungi; Ascomycota; Orbiliomycetes; Orbiliales; Orbiliaceae
Exons: 3
Coding region: 1-270 (89 amino acids)
Source: RefSeq, a predicted model, not a curated record
AUGAAGUUCACCACCGUCUCAGCUUGCUUGCUCUCUACUGCUAUUCUCACAUCUGCGGCACCGGUUGCCGUUUUAAAAGUUGAGAACGGUAUCCAAGGAUUAUCAAGCGCAAUGCCACGGGAUAUCCCCAACCCUGUUUUGAUUGAUAUUGAAAAACGUGGCGGCCCUGGUGAAUUUCACAACCCAGAUGUUGAGUGGUUAAACAAAUUCUUGGGCGGACUUAACGGCUUCUUUGACGGGAUGAGCAGAUUCUUCGCCGGUCAGCAUUAA